GCUAACAUCUUCGCAAAUUUGAUUAACUCUCUCUCUCUCUCUCUCUCUCCCUCUCUCUCUCGCAUUCAUGAUUCAGAGGAGCUUCGCAUAAAACAUAUUGAUCGAUAAUCCGACCGGAAAAGGAAUAGAGGAAAGGAAGCAAUGGCGUCGUACAGAGCGGAGGACGACUACGACUACCUGUUCAAGGUGGUGUUGAUAGGGGACUCGGGCGUUGGCAAGUCCAACCUCUUGUCGCGCUUUACCAAGAAUGAGUUCAGCCUCGAGUCCAAGUCCACCAUUGGAGUUGAAUUCGCCACCCGCAGCAUCCGUGUUGACGACAAGAUCGUCAAGGCUCAGAUUUGGGACACCGCUGGCCAAGAAAGGUACCGAGCAAUUACUAGUGCAUACUACCGAGGAGCUGUAGGGGCAUUGCUUGUCUAUGAUGUCACCCGCCAUGUUACAUUUGAGAAUGUUGAGAGAUGGUUGAAGGAGCUACGGGGUCACACAGAAUCCAAUAUCGCGAUAAUGCUUGUGGGUAACAAGGCAGACCUGCGUCACUUGCGUGCUGUAUCCACGGAGGAUGCUACAGGCUUUGCUGAAAGGGAGAACACUUUCUUUAUGGAAACAUCUGCCCUUGAGGCUAUGAAUGUGGAAAAUGCAUUCACUGAAGUGCUAACCCAAAUAUAUCGAGUGGUUAGCCGGAAAGCACUUGAUACUGGGGAUGAUCCUGCAGCCUUGCCUAAAGGACAGACCAUAAAUGUUGGGACCAAAGAUGAUGUCUCGGCUGUGAAGAAAGUUGGUUGCUGCUCUGCCUAAUUAUAAAGGUGAUGGAUCAAAGAGGCUCAACCUUUCUUCUCCUCGUAUAGCUGCCCCUAAAAUGUGAGGAUUUCUACCUGCAAUUCAUGGAUUUUCUCGCUUAACUAUUCACUCUUAUUGCAGUGGUUGAGCUUGUCUGAGAUUAGCCUCAACAUUUGGAGUCCAAAGAAAUGCCACAUAUUCCAUCAGAUGUCGAUUUCUUGAUGUUUACUUUUGUCUUUUCCUCCCUCUGGUAUAUUGUUUCAAUCCUCAACUGUAGCUUUUGUUGUACUUGGUUGCUCUAGAAUAGAAAGAGUUCUGCGACAAGUUUAAUUUUGUAUCUGAUAAAUGAUUAGUGCUGGAUGUUAUGAAAUAUUUUCUUGUUCA
Alnus glutinosa is the source of this 1161-nucleotide messenger RNA. Its product is annotated as ras-related protein RABA1f-like. Gene Ontology annotation, cellular component: endosome. The coding region runs from base 142 to 795 and encodes 217 amino acids. The transcript is spliced from 2 exons. NCBI's taxonomy places the organism in Eukaryota, Viridiplantae, Streptophyta, Magnoliopsida, Fagales, Betulaceae. The record is from RefSeq and is a predicted model, not a curated record. Gene Ontology annotation, molecular function: GTP binding; GTPase activity.